Molecule: messenger RNA, 4086 nt
Organism: Rhinocladiella mackenziei CBS 650.93
Lineage: Eukaryota; Fungi; Ascomycota; Eurotiomycetes; Chaetothyriales; Herpotrichiellaceae
Exons: 1
Coding region: 1-4086 (1361 amino acids)
Source: RefSeq, a predicted model, not a curated record
AUGACCCUCAGACACCCUGAGCGUCUCGGACCAGACGGUGACAAUGAGAGUGAUACAUCAUCUGAAGGGCGUGAUGACGUCCGUGUCACCGUCCACGCCAACCUCGAUCGCGUCUCUCGCAACUCCGUGUCCUCUCUACUACCGAAGAAAGCCGCAGGCGACGAAAACAACAUCGUUCAUCCUGGCUCUACCGACUUUGGCCCCAAAACAUUGACACAAUAUUUGCGGUCUGAGAUUGAUAAGUUGAAAAUUGCUCUGGUAGUCGGAAAGGGCAAAGGAAAAGAAAAGAGAUCUGUACUGCUAGAUGGUCCAGUCCAUGAAUAUGCGUCGUUGCCGUAUCACAAUGCCCAUCCGAGCUUGAUGUCCGAAACAGACGAGGCUGAGGGUGCCCCGAGUAUACGCAGCUCACGGAGUGUUUUCCCCUCCAUUGUCGGCCUACGAUGUGCGGGAGCAACCACAAGUGAGCAUCAAGUUAUGGUGUCUCAGCCAGAAUCCUGUAUGCCGGAAAAUGAUAUUGGACACCUUCCUGGAGAGGGACCCGAUCCACCACUAUUCACGACUCUUUCUGAUCGCUCCAACUCCCACAAUACUGAGAAUCAACAAAUUUCUAACCCGUCCACAGUGCUGAGUUCCACGAGACGUCGAUCGCAACGUCUGGCACAAAAAGAACUUGCUGCGCAAGGUCUAGGGCAAGAUGAAGAUGCCGCUACUCAUCCUCGAGCAGGAUCUCACUCAUUUCCGCCGAUGACACCAUUGCAAUCUCUUCCACUCAGCGACUCAUACAGUCUCCCAUCAGCCAGUCUCGAUGCACACGACGACUCUUCGAAGGCUCAAUUACCAAACCCCGCCCAUACCAUCUCGCAACUUGGCAGUCCCAGCUCAUCCCGGAUAACCAACUUCGAAGAACAUACCAAGAACAAGAGAAAGGUUGUUCGAGACAUGACUGCAAGAUCACCUGAACCUCUAGAGAAUACAUCCGGUCCAUCACGUACGAAAGUACCUCCGAGAAAGAAGGCCCCUCGUUUCAAGGGUGGAACUCCGUCCACCGAUCAAGCGGCGGCAAGUUCCUCUAUUUCCGCCCUCAGUCGGCUUUUCCGGUCAUCUCUGUCCCCGCAGGAUGGCGAUUUCCCAGACAAGAGCACACAUCGCUCGUUCAUCACAGAAAGCACUUCCAUGAGGCCUCCUCGUCUCUUUGCGUCGGAGCGAAAAAACAUCUCCGUGGACCCUGGACGAGGCAGUUCCUCUACUGAACUUGCAACCGAAGGAGAAGCUUCUCAUUCGCUCGAUGGUAACGUUUCGGACGUGCAGCUCUCAUUGAAUGCGCCGUUGGCUGACUCCAAAUCAACGUGCCGUAAUUCGUCCGGUGAAGUCGAGAAGCAGCACAGCUUGGCUCCUCCUUUUCAUUAUGGUGAAGUCGUCCCCGAGCUUAUCCCUGAAAGCGUCAAAAAGGACUUCCUUAAUGCGGCACAACGACACCGCUCAAAUCAGGGCACUGCAUCGGAACAAAACGCCAAAGCGAAAGAAUUGGAUAAGAUGUUUAGAGUGCAAGGAAGUGAGUCAAAGGCAGGCGAGGACUCCUUAAAAUCGACGGUCAAACCUUUUCCUCGCACCUGGAGAGUCUCUCAACCUCCUUGUCUGCGUCCUCACAAUCCGAGAUCUAUUUCAUCCAAGGCUCGGCCGUCAACGAGCGUCCCGCCUACCGGGUUGCAAGAUUUCGGCGUGGAUCUUUGGAUGAAUAUUGCCAGUUUUCUUUCCACCCAGGAUCUCAAGAUCCUCCGUCUCGUGAAUCGCGCACUUGCGCAGUACCUGACUCCAAUUCAGUAUCGAAAUGUGGUGAUAAACUUUGGCAGAUCGUUCUUCGACAUCUCUGGUGGCGACUGGGACGGCAAAUCCGGUUGGCUUCCUUCAAACUCCAUGUUUCAAAAAUACGGAGAGAAUAUCAAUCAAUUUGGCAUCUCGUUCGAAUAUGAUUUGCACGGACUCACCUAUGCCAAACCGAAAGUCAUUGAAAAGGAACAGGUUGCGUGGUUUGGAAAAUUCACCUGGCCAACAGAACAAUACCCACGAUAUCCAGCACUACAGGCAAUUGAAGACCUGGUUGAUCACAAUCGUCCAUUACUAAAGGAAGCAUUCAAACGUGUCACCAAAGCUUCAGAACUUGGCUUGUGUAUUGACAGUGGUCAUGGCUGGCUUGAAGGUCCUGACAUUUCCGAUAUGGCUCUGUUCAAUCGACGGUUGAAUAACGGAAGCAGAGUUUUCGGCAAAACUUUUGAUUCCGAAGAUGUCUGGGCAAGUUUUGCUCGCAAUGAAUACUUCAAAUGGGCUCAGCAAAAUACGAUCAAUGAAACCAUUAAACAUGUGAUGGAGACUCGAUCACCCACACAAGAGUGUGCGGCAAAGGAGAUCAAGUUUUUGGACAACCUCAAAAUCCGCGACAUCGAAAGCUUCAAGUCACAAGUUGCUCAAUAUGAUUUUGAUCCAGAAUCUCACGUUGGUGGAACGCCCAGCAACACUGGACAGGACAUGCAUGGAAACCCGCUGGCACACGUCGCCGUCUUGAUGCAAGCGAAUCCCCCCACUAUUCGCCAACGUCGCAUUGCAGGAAAUCGUCCGAGCUCGACCAAGAAACAGCUUCAAUGGCCAUUAAUCUUCAAUGGUUACAAUCUCGCCGCAGAGACUGGAGGUCAUUGCAACUUCAUUCAAGCCAAGGUUGCCAAUCCCACGUCAGCUCCGUUAUUGCCUGGCUCGCUUACUGAAGCCCAAGCUCAGUGGUUGAUGGAAACGGUCUGGGCACAGCGUGCCUUUCUCUCGGCGUACACCACCGCCGUCAUUACCAACCGGCAAAAUUUUAAGACCAUUCAUACGCUUCGAAUCAGCAAAUUGUCAUCUGGCCUCCUUCCGUCCUUGGAACAGCGCGAAUUCUGGAGCUCCCUACCAGGUUUGAAGAAGUUGGAGAUCUUCAUCAGCCCAGACUGGCGUCAAGAACAUAUCACCGGUGAUCGAUCCUACGCAGUAAACAUGCCUAUCCCACCGGCGAAGGCUGCUCAGAAAUUCACGGAAUUCUUGCGAUUGUAUGUCGUAAAGAUCGAGAGCCUUCACAGCUUGGCCAUCGGCUAUGUCGGUGGUGGGGAACAUGGCGUCGGGAUUUUUGCACGGAAUCAACACGUCUUGCCUGCGCCUAUUAUUGAGGAUCCGAGUGACUGGCUUCAUGAGACCCGAGAUGGGAGAUCCCCGGCGUAUAUGACGAAAUUCGACCAUAUCCGGGAUCUCAGAUUCGAAAAUUGCUGGUUCAGUCCGUGGAUGCUGCUGGAUUUCAUGAAGAAAAGUCGAGAUACGAGUCUUCAUUCACUCACUCUCGAAUCUGUGAGCAUGCUCACUUGUCAUGACGCCAGUAUCGAACAGCCCUUGACGACUUCUUCGAGCAAUCUUCACUGUCACUUCGCUGAAGAUGAAUGGUAUCGAGAAAUUCUCCCAAGCAGUGCCGCUUGGGUUCGAGUCUUGGACGCAAUUACUCCAAGUAUGACCCUCCUUGAGGCCCAAUGUCUCAAAGGUUAUAUUUCCAGAGGUAUUCGGCCCUCUCUGAAAGGUUUCCGAGGUCACAUUCAAAAGAUCACUCUCAACAGCUGUGGUUACGUCAAGAUUUCUCUCCCCAAGAACGCCACCGCUGGAUUCAAUCAAAAUUCGGCGGUCACUCAUCUCUUCACGCCUAUGGAUAGUGGGAUCCGCAUACGCAAAGAGCGAUUCACUAGACCCUUGGUCAAUGAGAACCAGGACCUAGGUGGUGGCGGCUAUCGGCCUCGUCAUCAACGUAACACGGAUGAUGCUGAGUGUUCCAAGCGUGUCAUGAUGAACACAUCUUCUCCCAGCGGUGAGGUAUACCCGUGGUUGGGAACUUUGACACAAUGUAUCCAUCCAAUCGAAAAGCGUAUCUUGGAACAGGCCUGGCGCAUGAAGUUUGGAUGGGGAGACAGUUUGGAUCGAUGGGCUGCUGUCGAAGAUGGAUUCUAUGAAGGCGGCACUGGUCGAUUCAGUGGUGUCCUUCACAAGGACCUCGGCUUCGAAGAUGAUGAUACUAAUGAUGAUUAG